AUGGAACCUAUGGCUUUGGGUAGCCCCACACAUUCUCCUUCAGGAAGUCCAAACGUGGGCUACUUGCCUCCUUUUUUGUUAGGUGAAAUAAAUCCCCCAACUACACCUCGAACGAACAGCUUAUCGCCAACAAAGGGAAGAAGUCUUGCUUUUGGUUCACCAACAAGUCCAUCUCAGACUUCCACGCCCGAUCAAAAAGUUUAUCGCCAGAGUAUGUUAAUGCACCAACAAGCAAUAUAUAAUCAACAACACGUAUUUUCAAACAUUCCAUCCUCACCCAAUGUUUCAUUCUCUACCAAACCAAGUGGACCUCCUAUUGAAGACCUAUUUGAUACUAUAAAGUCUGAACCGUCAAUCAAUAAGUCACUUUUUCAAGAUCACAGUUUUGUUGGUUAUGGUAACAACAAUUCAUUUCUACAGAACUCAAAUGUAAAUAAUGCUUCAGUGAAUAACCAUUCUUUGACGUCACAAUGGCAAGAUGGAUGUCAAGAAAUAGAUGAAUAUUGGAUCACAGUGUUUGGUUUUCCUCCAAAUGCUGCAAAUACUGUGCUAGCCAGAUUCAGCAAUUGUGGAGCUAUUUUAGAUAAGCAAUACCCAACUCAGGGUAACUGGGCACACAUCAGGUAUGCUACUAGAGCCGAGAAAGAGAGAUCACUAGCUUUAAAUGGGAGACAAAUAUUACCUGGUAUCAUGGUGGGAGUUGUUGAAUGUAAAGAUCCACCGAGGAUAAGUGCUCCAAGCCCUGGUGCAUUCCCAGAAAGACAAUCAACUCAAGCAAGAUCUCUGUGUCCUACUCCAAUGUCACAAGCCCCAGUGCCACAAAGGUCAAGUGGACUGAUAUCCAAAGCAUUGGACUAUGUUCUCAGUUGGUGA
Pieris macdunnoughi is the source of this 873-nucleotide messenger RNA. NCBI's taxonomy places the organism in Eukaryota, Metazoa, Arthropoda, Insecta, Lepidoptera, Pieridae. The record is from the annotation of a GenBank genome assembly.